Molecule: messenger RNA, 878 nt
Organism: Scophthalmus maximus (turbot)
Lineage: Eukaryota; Metazoa; Chordata; Actinopteri; Pleuronectiformes; Scophthalmidae
Gene: med29
Product: mediator complex subunit 29
Exons: 4
Coding region: 28-567 (179 amino acids)
Biological process (GO): regulation of transcription by RNA polymerase II
Cellular component (GO): mediator complex
Molecular function (GO): transcription factor binding; transcription coregulator activity
Source: RefSeq, a predicted model, not a curated record
CCGGCGUGUGCGUCAGUUCUAGUCAAGAUGGCGUCCCAGCAGCAGCAGCUCCAGCCCGGCGGACCGAUGUCUCAGCCCGGACUACAACAGUCCGCCUCAAUACAGCAGCAGCAGCAGCAGCUGAGUCAGCAGCAGGACUUUGACCCGGUCCACAGAUUCAAGAUGCUCAUUCCGCAGCUGAAGGAGAGUCUGCAGAAUCUAAUGAAGAUCGCAUCCCUGAAUCUGGCCCACAACACGUCAAUUGACAACGGCAUCAAAAGCAGCGACGCCUCUGUCCAACGCUUUGACAAGAGCCUGGAGGAGUUUUAUGCCCUUUGCGAUCAACUGGAGCUGUGUUUGCGGCUGGCCUACGAGUGCCUUUCCCAGAGCAUCGACAGUGCCAAACAUUCACCCAACCUGGUCCCGACGGCCACCAAGCCAGACACGGUGCAGACGGAGUCCAUGUCCUACACCCAGUAUCUCGGCAUGAUCAAGUCUCAGAUCUCCUGCGCCAAAGAUAUCCACAACGCUCUGCUGGAGUGUUCCAAGAAGAUCGCGGGGAAGGGACAGCCUCAGGGAAUCUUGUAAACCCGAACUGACUAUUCCAACUCUUUGUGCAUCCUUUUCCAAGGAAGAUGAUGGAUUUCAUAUUUUGGGGCUGUCCUUUACAGAUCUGCUUGUUCAUAUUCUGUUUCAUUUGUCAAGAUCUUGUGUCCUUUUCUUUUUCUUUUUUGGUGUGGAUAAUUUAUGUUUCUUGUAAGCUGUGUAAAUAGUCCCAACAAAGUCAUGUCCUGAGAUGACCAGCAGGUGGUGGCAGAGUUGUACCUGCCACCUCAAUAUUCACAGGUCUUUUUGUAGCUUAUUUGUACUGAACAUUAAAAUCUUUCUACAGAUGCUGA